Eremothecium cymbalariae DBVPG#7215 is the source of this 327-nucleotide messenger RNA. RefSeq names its product Bls1p (gene BLS1). The transcript has a single exon. Lineage: Eukaryota; Fungi; Ascomycota; Saccharomycetes; Saccharomycetales; Saccharomycetaceae. The coding region runs from base 1 to 327 and encodes 108 amino acids. The record is from RefSeq and is a predicted model, not a curated record.
AUGAACAGUAUGGAUAUCGACCAAACUAUCAAUAGAAUUAUCAAAUCUCGGACACCGACGGCAGUGUCAGACGUGCAAUCCGAGAUAGAAACCAAUCAUGCAUAUAUAAACCAAGUACAGUUAAAAAAGCUAAUACAGCUGCAUGAUGAAAACCUUCAAGAGAGGUGUCAUAUCCCGCUGAAAAAACUUUAUGAUAAAUACAACGAUAAAAUACUGGGGGAGGGUGAUCUGCAGAACUGGGCAGAGCAUAUUGAGAGAGACUUGAGACUGUUGGAAACUACACUGAAGAUCGUAAAGCAGGAGGGCGAACCCGAAAAUCUAGAUUAA